Messenger RNA from Colias croceus (clouded yellow), 2321 nucleotides. RefSeq names its product peptidyl-prolyl cis-trans isomerase sig-7. Gene Ontology annotation, biological process: protein peptidyl-prolyl isomerization. The coding region runs from base 121 to 2010 and encodes 629 amino acids. The transcript has a single exon. The record is from RefSeq and is a predicted model, not a curated record. Gene Ontology annotation, cellular component: nucleus. Gene Ontology annotation, molecular function: peptidyl-prolyl cis-trans isomerase activity; RNA binding. Lineage: Eukaryota; Metazoa; Arthropoda; Insecta; Lepidoptera; Pieridae.
UGUCAAACCGUUGUCAAACAUUCAAAUAGGUUAUAUUUGAAGCUUUGUGAUGUGUCUGAUUUUUAAAACCUUUUGCAAUAAUUAAACGCUUUAUGAUUUACACAUAUAAAGUUAAAAAUAAUGGCAGUAGUAAUAGAAACUACGCUCGGUGACAUCACUGUGGAUCUUUACUUAGAUCAAAGACCUGUCACUUGUUUGAACUUUUUAAAACUAUGCAAAAUGAAAUACUACAAUUACAAUCUAUUUCAUUCCAUACGAAGUGGAUUUAUUGCUCAAACUGGUGAUCCUACGGGAGAAGGAUCUGGUGGAGAAUCUAUUUGGGGUAUACUAGAAGGGCCUAGCAAAAGAUUUUUUUCUGGAGAGAAAAGGCCUAAAAUUCGUCACACAGAAGCUGGUUUGUUGUCCAUGGUUUGUACUGACGAUAUGAUGGUGGGCUCGCAAUUUUUUUUCACUCUUGCCCCGGAUCUGGACUCGUUAGACGGUACACAUUGUGUGAUUGGGGAAGUAACAGAAGGACAUGAAGUUCUAGGAAAAUUAAACGAAGUUAUCUGCGAUGAAGCUCAUCGGCCAUACCGUGAUGUGCGUAUUACACAUACAGUUGUUCUAGAAGAUCCCUUUAGUGAUCCCCCUGGCUUGAGAGCACCAUCCCGGUCUCCAUCACCAAAUCCUGAGCGACUAAAGGGUGGUAGAAUUGCGCCAGAUGAAGAAAUUGAUGAAACUGAAGGUAAAACUGCCGAAGAAAUACAAGAAAUGAUAGAGGAGAAAGAAGCUAAAGCGAGAGCUACUAUCCUUGAAAUAGUUGGUGAUUUACCCGAUGCUGAUAUUGCGCCACCUGAAAAUGUACUAUUUGUUUGUAAGCUCAAUCCUGUCACAACAGAUGAUGACUUGGAAAUUAUUUUUAGUCGCUUUGGAAAGAUUGUAAGCUGUGAAGUUAUUAGAGAUAAGAAGACUGGUAACUCCUUACAAUAUGCCUUCAUUGAGUUUGAUAAUAAAAAAUCUUGUGAGGAUGCUUAUUUCAAAAUGGACAAUGUAUUAAUAGAUGACCGAAGAAUUCAUGUGGACUUCUCACAAUCAGUCUCAAAAAUGAGGUGGUUAGGUAAAGGGAGAGGUGUUCAAUAUUUUAAUGACGAUCAAUCAGAAGUAUCUUUUGAUAAAAUAGAAAAAUCGAAUAGAACAUCAAGUAGAGAUACAAAUAAAAAUAGCCAUAGAGAGCAUAACACAAAGCAUGAGGAUAAGAAACAUGAAAGAAAUGAAAGUAGUUAUAGGGAUAGAAAAAAUAGAGAAGAUAGACACCAAAAUAAUAGGUCACAAAGAGAUAGAAGUAGGAGUAGAUCUAGGCAAAAAGAUUCAAGAUCUCAUAGAAGUGAAAGAGAGGGUAAGAGACAAAGCAAAGACCGUGAUAAUGGUAUCAGCAGAAAGUCUCAUAGACACAGGAGUGAAUACAAUGGCACUGAAAGAUCUCACAAAUCUAACGCUUCCAACACUGAAAGAAGGAACAAUGAUUCCCCUCCAAGAAGAAGUGAUAAAGAAUCUUACGACAAACAUGAUCAUAGUAAAGACCGCGAUAAGAGAGACCAAAGCAAAAAUGAAGAACGGAGAAGUGAAAAUAGUGUAUCUAGUAAAACUAUAAAGAAACCUAUUAAUGAGGAACCUAAAACUCCAUCCCCCAUUUUAGAUAGAAAAAAACAUGAAAAGAACAGUAAAUCAAAGAACAAGCAAGCAAAAGACAGUAAAUCUAAUAAAAAGAAACGAAAGGUAUCUACAUCAUCCUCAGAUAGUUCUACAGAAAGUAGCUCUAGUACAGAAUCAUCAAGUUCAAGUGAUUCUGAUAGAAAGAAAAAGAGAAGAAAAAAGAGGAAAGUAUCCACAUCCAGUAGUUCGAGUAGUUCUUCCAGUAGUUCAGAAAGUAGUAGCGAUUCUUCAUCAUCUAGCUCUGAUAGUGAAAGAGAUAAGAAAAAACGUAAAAAGAAGGUUCAUUCAAAAAAACCUACAAAGAAAUCUAAAAAAUAAAUCAAUUAUUAAGUAUUAGACUGGGUUGUUUCUAUCUGUAAUCAUUAAUCUUUAAACAAAUACGUACAAAUGGUACAAAUUGUUCGCUUUUGAUAUAACAAAGUAUAAUAAAUAAAAUUUAAUUAAAAAUGAUGUACUUUGUAUUUUUAUAUACUUAAUAUUGAAUGAACUACACUUCAAUAAUUAAAAAUGCAAUUGUUUUCCUUCGAUAUAAAAUUGAACUCUAAUUAAAAUCAAUUUCAAUAUUAGUUAAGACAUGUUUCUUUAAUUUAUUUGUUUAAAAAAAUAUCACAAUAAACCUUAUUAUUUAA